Molecule: messenger RNA, 1074 nt
Organism: Penicillium longicatenatum
Lineage: Eukaryota; Fungi; Ascomycota; Eurotiomycetes; Eurotiales; Aspergillaceae
Exons: 3
Coding region: 1-1074 (357 amino acids)
Biological process (GO): Golgi organization
Cellular component (GO): Golgi apparatus
Molecular function (GO): protein binding
Source: RefSeq, a predicted model, not a curated record
AUGUUCGGUGCACUCAAUCGGUUUAUUGGCCGGCUUGAUGGCGAGCCCAUCCAACAACCCCGGAAUGGGCCUAGUGACAACGCUUUUGGAUUUCAAGUGCUCCGCAACAAAGACCCAGAGUUACCUUUAGAGCCAUGGUUCGAUUUCAUUGUGGGAAUAAAUGGCCAUCCAAUUGAAGAUCCCGACCCAAACCUAUUUGCGACAGAGGUUCGCAAUUGCGCCGGAACAAGCCUGACCCUAGAGGUCUGGAGUGCUAAGGGCCAACGAACACAUACCAUCAAUGUCCCGAUACCUUCCAACAAUCCAACCCUCGGCCUCGCACUACAGCUUGCCCCUCUGAACUCCACGCAAAACAUCUGGCAUGUGCUUGCGAUUCCCUCGUCGCUGAGCCCUGCUUUUCGCGCAGGGCUUCUCCCCCAUUCAGACUAUAUCAUUGGAACCCCCAGCGGGACAUUACGCGGGGAAUCUGCACUUGGAGAGCUAGUGGAGGACCACCUCGAUCGGACUCUAAUCUUAUGGGUCUACAAUAGCGAAUUCGAUGUUGUUCGGGAAGUGGAGCUUGUUCCCACUCGCGGUUGGGGUGGUGAAGGUGCCGUGGGUGCUGAACUAGGAUACGGUGCCUUGCACCGACUACCCGUCGGGCUGGGAGAGGAGGUGGAAGGACCUGGUGAGGUUGUUUUUGAGACGCGUGAUGAUGAAACCUCCGCACCAAUGCCUGGUUCUGCUGGUCCUGAGGCAGCGGCUGGAGUUGCGGAACAAUUCUUAGUACCGGCAAACAUGGCAUCUAUCCCGCCUCUCGCGGGCCAGACACAAGUCACUUCUCCUCCGGAGGGUAGAUCACCUUCGAACCGUCGGGGCAAAUCGCGCCACGCUACGUCAACCAACAAUGCAUUUGACGACUACUUUGCCGAAGGUGAACAGAAGAGCCGGGAGCAGGACUUUGCGCCUUCACGAAAGGGAACUCCUCUUCCACCACCCCCUAAAGUCGGUAUAUCGCCCCACACUGCUGGUACUCCGCCACCUGCAGCAGAAGAACCUGUGGAGGGGUCACCGGGGCCAGCAGAAUCGGCGUGA